UCGUAUAUUCCUACGCCGUCUGACAGCAGCCGCAACCCACGCAAACAAGAAUGCAAUUUUGAUAAAUAAUUUAACAAUAUUCAUUCAUUAUGGAACUUGCAAAAACAGUAUUCGGUGGAAGGGCAACAGAUGGAUACAGCGGCAAAGCAAAUAAAGUGGAGACAUUGUCAGAGGAUGAGGAGGAUAUAGGUGAAGGAUGUACAGAAUCUGUGAGCGUGUCAGCCACAUAUCCAUACAAGGGAUCUUCAGAUUUCAGUCCUACACCAGGAGGGCCCUUCUCAGCACUCACCCCUUCCAUGUGGCCUCAAGACAUAAUGGUGAAACUUGGAAAUCCACCUGAAGAUUCAAAUGGACAGUUGGAUUACCGGUAUGAUGAGUUUGGAUUUAAAGUCGAGGAAGAAGACGGUCCUGAGGAGAACUCAAGUAAGUUAUUGAGCACACCGUUUGUUGAGGAUGCCCAGCACAGGUUGAAGUGGGUCGCUUAUCUCGAGUUUACACAUAAUGAAGAGGUGGAGGAUUUAACCUGGGAUAAGGUGGACAGUCGUUUCCAGAGAACAGAGAAGCUGCGUCAGAUGGCAAGAGCGGGUAUCCCACACUCCCUCAGGCCUCAAAUGUGGAUGAGACUGUCUGGAGCCCUUGAUAAAAAGAAGAAAUCAGACCUUACCUACAAGGACAUUGUGAAAGCAAGCGCUAACGAUCACCUGAUGACCUCCAAACAAAUUGAAAAAGAUCUGUUGCGUACAAUGCCAAGUAAUGCGUGUUACUGUAACAUACACAGUACUGGUAUACCAAGAUUACGCCGCAUCCUGCGUGGUUUAGCAUGGCUGUUUCCAGACAUUGGAUACUGUCAGGGUACUGGAGUGAUUGCAGCUUCCUUGUUGUUGUUCCUUGAAGAAGAAGACACCUUCUGGAUGAUGUGUGCCAUUAUAGAGGACCUUCUCCCUGCGUCAUACUAUUCUAGUACUCUACUUGGUAUUCAGGCUGAUCAGCGCGUUCUUAGACAGCUUAUUACCAGUUACUUACCAGAUACAGAUCUUGUGCUGAAAGAACAUGAUAUAGAGUUAUCCCUGAUAAGCCUGCAUUGGUUCCUGACCCUGUUUGCCAGCGUGGUACACAUGAAGGUUUUACUGAGACUCUGGGAUCUUUUCUUCUAUGACGGAUCUACUACACUCUUCCAGAUGACCAUGGGCAUGUUAAAAAUGAAGGAGAGUGAGUUGAAGACGUUAGACAACUCUGCCCAGAUAUUUAAUGCACUGUCUGAUGUUCCUGGUGAUGUACAGGAUGUGGAUGAGUUAAUAGAGCUUUCAUACAGAGUAUGUGGAUCACUGACAGACAUUGUUGUAGAUACACACAGGCGCAAACAUCUUGCCUACAUUAUGGCAGACCAAGGUGCAAUUGUCAAUCCAGAAUCAGCCAAAAACUUACCAAAACAGCAAUUAAAUAAACGACAUUUGCGGCGAUCAAAGUCACUGAUGUCAUUGUUACUCUGGGGUGAGAAUGACGAUGAUGAAUUUGGUAAAGCAAAGAAUAUACGGCAGACAGAGCUGCUGGUGGAUCUACGAGAAGCCAUACUACAAGUGGCACGACACUUCCAGUCUCUCGAUCCAAAAAAUAUUAAAGUGAACUUACAAGCAGAUUAUUCUAUGGAGAGCCAUGCCAAAGAUCUAGAGAACUAUGUAAAUGUAGCAAGAAAUCGACGGAGAAGAGCGAAGGCCCUGCUCGACUUUGAGAGACAUGAUGACGACGAACUUGGCUUCAGGAAAAAUGACAUUAUUACAAUAAUCUCGAUGAAGGAUGAGCACUGUUGGGUGGGAGAGUUGAAUGGUCUGCGAGGCUGGUUCCCCGCAAAGUUUGUAGAGUUACUUGAUGAGAGGAGUAAAAGUUACUCCCUUGCUGGUGACGAUGGUGUGUCAGAAGCUAUUACAGAUCUAGUCAGGGGCACACUGUGUCCUGCAUUGAAGGCAAUAUUUGAGCAUGGUUUGAAGAGACAUUCACUGCUGGGUAGUAUAUGUCAUCCAUGGCUCUUCAUUGAAGAGGCUGCCUCACAUGAAGUUGAGAAAGAUUUUCAAUCAGUAUAUUCCAGACUUGUACUUUGUAAAACAUUCCGGUUAGAUGAAGAUGGAAAGGUGCUAACCCCAGAAGAAAUUCUAUAUCGGGCUGUUCAGGCUGUUAAUAUCUCCCAUGAUGCUGUACAUGCUCAGAUGGAUGUCAAGCUACGCUCCCUGAUCUGUUGCGGACUCAAUGAGCAAGUUUUACAUCUAUGGUUGGAGACCCUGUGUUCAUGUACAGAUGUGGUAGAAAAGUGGUACCAUCCUUGGUCUUUUAUGCGUAGCCCAGGGUGGGUCCAGAUCAAAUGUGAGCUCAGGUUGAUUUCUCAGUUUGCCUACAAUCUGUCAAUAGACUGGGAGCUACCCAAAAAGACGGAGCCCACAGCUCGACCCCUGAAGGAAGGGGUCAAGGACAUGUUGGUCAAACAUCAUCUAUUCAGCUGGGACUUGUAGCACUGGUGUCUGGGUUGCUUUGUAUGGGAUGGAAAUUUAUAUAUCUAUUCAAUGUAAGGCUAAAUCAAUAAGAUUGUUUCUAGUAAGAAAAGGCUGGUUUGUAGAAAUUACCAAAUCGAUUAGAUCGUUUCUGGUAAGAAAAAGUUAAAUCAUUUAGAUCGUUUCUUGUUGGAAACGUUAAAUAAUGCCCUUUCGUAGUAGCAGAAAUGAAUGAAGAAAAAUAAAUGAAUUGGCUAAAUCUUAAUAAUCAUGUUAUAAACACAAAAGAAAUGCUUGCCUUUGUUUCCGAACUACUAGAUACAUGCAUAAUUAUAUAGCCUUACACAACUAUUCAUUGCUAUCAUCAACCAUUCAUAUUUAAAUAUCUUGACAUGGUAUGUAGAAUUUUCAGAGUGCGGGAUGAGUCCGGUCAGUAUUGCAUUAUGUUUUUAACUCCGACAGUUUGCGUCUGUCAUAUACGCGAAAAAAAAACUUUCAAGAAAAAAAAUCUAUUUUAUAUCACUUGCGCGAUCUCUUUAAUGUAGCCGGCGCAUAUCCACAGAGGGAAUUUCAAACUGGCACACUGUAUCUUUCCAAACAUAGAAAAUUCCUGUUCAAAGUCCUUUUCAAUUGUUCCCAGAUUCGUGGCAGUGUUUUUAUUAAUCAGAGAACAAGGGGCCAAGUGAGGCCCUGGUGAAUGUUGACUGUGACAAAAAUACAUUUUUACGAAAGUGUGGACUUAACAAAAUCAUUCUGCUUUUAAAUGUUCGGCAGGUGUCCGGAUAUUCAGAAAAACUUAAGUUUGUUUAGCAAGCCUGUUCUUUCACUCUUUAGUGAACAUAGACUGUGCAGUAUGGACCUUUUAAUGUAUAGCAGAGUUUUCAAACCUAUUUGGACGGUCCCAUCCCGUUGUAUUUUCACCGAUAAACGAAAUUUGAAUUAUGCAAAACAUUUUAACUGUUGUGUAAUAUCAGUUGUUGACUUAAUUUAUCUUUCUAGUGUAUACAAAAUCAUAUAAUUUAUCUUUCUAGUGUAUACAAAAUCAUCCCAAAUAAUUGUAUUCAGGGAAGGGGGUUGCCACUAGGUGCAGCAAGAUAUCAUUUGUUAUCUUUGAUAAAAUUUCCGUAAUAGAUAGAAGUGAUUUGUGUCAUUCGUGUUCACUGUUACAAUGUUGUGAAAAAUGAAGAAUGCUAUGUAACAAAUACUUUCUUUUUAAGUUUACAAGUCGUGUAGCGUCAAAGGUCACUAAAGACGUAUGUACGGUAGAAGCCAAAUUGAAGAUAUGACUACAAAGGGACGCGAUGUUAUAAUAUUGAAUGCAGUUGUAAUUAACGAUUAUUAUACGACUAACAGCUGUGAUUUAGUUCUUUAUCGUGUAAUGAACAUAAACAUUGAGCACGAAUUUGUGAGAAAAACCUAAGUUCAAACAGUAUAUUUCUAUGUUUCUGAACAAAACACUUGGCAAUGUGUUCUCAACUUUUUUGCUUAAUUAAUUAAUGUAAUGUCUAAAAUAGAUGUAAUUGACAUUGCACGUGUGUAAUUGCCUUGAACCUUGAGCGUCUUACUUCAAAUUCUCUCAGAAUUCAUCACCAACUGUCGCCAAUCCCCACCCACCCACACGAAAUCUCCCCUUUCUAAAUAGUAUGAAAUAAAAGUAAUGAGCCUAAAUAGAAAUUUGGUAAAGCAUUAGCCAUAUUUUUCUACAACAGAUACAUUAUUUGAAAUUUAGCUCCUGUAAAAACGAAAAACAGACAUAUUAUGUCCGCUUAUAAUGUAAAAAUCACAUGGAGAUUGGGUGGAUAUUAAACAGGGAGGAUUUGUAUUGUAUAUCACAAUCAUAAUUAUUUACUGGAAACUACAACAAUUGAAUAAUUAUGAAAUAAACUGCAUCAAGUAAAAACUUUUCUUGUAACGUCUUCAUCAUUUUUUUCACGAAGAAAAGCUGUCGUAUCUGCUGCUUUAUUCAUACAUUGUUACAAAAUUCUCCGGGGCUAUUAUAUCGUCAUUUUAGCUCACCUGAACCAACGGUUGAGAGUUAGCUAUUUGUAUUGGUAGAUGGUACGACAUUCAUCGUCCGUCGUCCACAGUUUUACUGUUAACACAAAAGAGGUAAUGAUUUUGGCUCAGUCUUAAUGAAACUUGGUCAGAAUGACUAAUACUGGGUCAUCUGGGAUCGGAAUCUAGGUCACUACGUCAAGUCAUAGGUAAUCCUUGUUAACACUCUAGAGGAUACCUUUUUUACCUGCUCUUUAUGAAACGUAAUCAGAAUCUAGGUCAAGUUCGAAACUAGGUAUGGGAUCAAAAACUACGUCACUAGAUCAUAUUUCAUAAAAACCUUGUUAACACUCAAAAAGUCACAUUUUCUACAUGUAAUCUGGACAGAACGCUUGUAUUUAUAAAAUCUAGGUCAGGUUCUAAUGUAAAAAACUGGUCUCAAUGUCAAUUCAAAGAAAUCCAUGUUGACACUUUACAGGCUAUUUCUUUUUAUUAGCUCAUCUGUCACGUAGUGACAGGGUGAGCUUUUGUGAUCGCCCUUCGUCCGUCGUCCGUCCGUCCGUCCGUCAACAAUUUCUUGUCUGUUCAAUAGUGGUUUCAUUUAUGAUUUUAUUUUAACCAGACUUGCACACAACUUGUAUCACCAUACGAUCUUGGUUCCUUUCUUGAACUGGCCAGAUCCCAUUAUGAGUUCCAGAGUUAUGGCCCCUGAAAGGGCCAAAAUUAGCUAUUUUGACCUUGUCUACACAAUAGCAGCUUCAUUUAUGAUUUGAUUUUUACUAAACUUGCACACAACUUGUAUCACCAUAAGAUCUUGGUUCCUUUCUUGAACUGGCCAGAUCCCUUUAUGGGUUCCAGAGUUAUGGCCCCUGAAAGGGCCAAAAUUAGCUAUUUUUACCUUGUCUGCACAAUAGCAGCUUUAUUUAUGAUUUGAUUUUUACUAAACUUGCACACAACUUGUAUCACCACAAGAUCUCGGUUCCUUUCUUGAACUGGCCAGGUUCUGUUAUGGGUUCCAGAGUGAUGGUCCUGAAAGGGCCAGAAUUAGCUAUUUUGACCUUGUCUGCACAAUAGCAGCUUCAUUUAUGAUUUGAAUUUAAUCAAACUUGCACAAAACUUGUGUCACCAUAAGAUCUCGGUUUCUUUCUUGAACCGGCCAGAUCCCAUAAUUUGGGUUCAGAGUUAUGGCCCCUGAAAGGGCCAGAAUUAGCUAUUUUGACCUUGUCUGCACAAUAGCAACUUCAUUUAUGAUUUGAUUUUAACCAAACUUGCACACAACUUGUGUCACCAUAAGAUCUAGAUUCCUUUUUAUAUGUCCGGAGGGAUGUAUUAUGUUAUGGCCUCGGUGUCUGUCUGUCUGUCUGUUGGUUAGCAAUUUCCCUUCCGCUCUGUAACUCUUGAACCCCUUGAAGGAUUUCAAAGAAACCUGACACAAAUGUUCACCUCAUCGAAACGAUGUGCAGAGCGCAUGUUUCGGAUGACUCACUUUAAGGUCAAGGUCACGCUUAGGGGUCAAAGGUCAUAUGACUUUUUUUGUGUGUAUAUUGCUCUGCAUUUGCGUUGCAUUGCAGUGUUCUUGUUUUUAUUUUGCAGAUCCUUCUUUUGUUCACUUACAAUAAUUUUUUUGAACUACUUCCCUUUUAUGUUACUAUAAAUAGCUUAUUUAGUAACUUUUUUUAUUAUUGGCCGUAGGGAAAACCGAGACCACUUUUCUGUGGUACAACAUGGAUGGUACCUCCAAUUUUUAGGUGUAUUUUGACAUAUCUGUACCUUUAAGAAAAUUUCAACUAUAUUUUCUCAUGAUUCUUUUAAUUGAUCUUGAUUAUGAUUUUUUUGACCUUCUUGUCCUUAAGUGCAAUGAUAACAGGUGAGCGAUAUAGGGCCAUUAUGGCCCUCUUGUCUGAUCUAUAUUGUUAAGUUCGAAAAUUAUUUAUGUGGGAUCAAAAACUAUAUCACUAGAUUAAGAGGUAAUCUUUACCCAAGCUGCAUGAAACACAGUCAGAAUGUUUGUCUUAUAUAGUCUAUGGAAAUCGAAAUAUAAAAAACUAGAUCAUUAGCAAAUCACAGAACUAGAAUGUUGACGCCCAAAAGACAAGAAUGAAGAGCUCGUUUUUUCUUGACUUCCCCCCCCCCCCGCCCACCAGUGUCACUACUAUUUCAGUCAAGUAAAAAUAAAAGCUAUGAAAUGCGAACCUGUGGUUUGCGUGCAACACUGUCUCAUUGAAACAAACAUUUAUGCCAAAUAAAAAUAAUAGUCUUCCAUGCAUAUGAAAGUUAUGGCCGGGACAAGAUCUGAUGUGACCUUUGACCCCAAAGUGUGACCUUGAUCUUUGGGAUAGGAACCUGGGUUUUCGCGCGACAUCCUGCCUCAUAAGGAAAACAUCCACGCUACAUAUAAACAAGAUUACUCCAUCCAUGUCAAAGUUAUUGUCAGGACAAAAUCGGACGGACGCACUAAUGCACGAACGCACGGGACAGCCAUUUGACGACUAUGCCGAGCUCACCGGGAGCGGGUUCGACAAAAAAGCCUUUCAUACACUCAGGAAAACAUAUUCCAUAAACUGGUCAGAAUGUUUGCCCUUAUGAAAUCAGUGGCGAAUUUGAAACUCGGCCAUCUUUAGUAAAAAAUAAAGUCAUCAGAAACAUCGAUAACACUCUCAAGGCUUAAUAUUUUUCAUGAUCUAUAUGAAACCUUGUCGGUAUGUUUAUCUUUAUAAAAUCUAGCUUGGUCAAAGUUGAAACUCAGAAAGUAGGUCAUUAUAUUAAAUCAUAGAAACACCUCAUUACCAGUCUAUCUAAAAAUUGCAUUUUGUCUUUAUCUUAUCCAUCUUGUUGCAUACUUAACACAAUUGUGACCUUUCAUAAUACAGCUUGUCAUAAUAUGUUUAAGGUCAAAUUGUCAAGGCCAGGUGAGCGACAUAGUACCACCAUUAUCUUCUUGUUUUAAAAGGGGAAUAGAUCAGACAGUAGAAUGUUCAUGCUGAUAUGUACAUUCUAUUUCAACAGUUGUAAUGUAUGCCCUUUUUCAAAAGUACUGAUGAUAUUUUAUAUGAAUGACAUGUAGAGCUAUUCAUGAUUCUGGACAUGUUUGUGAUAUCUGUUAUUUUAUGAAUAUAUUACAUUGUUGUUCAAUCAGAGUACAAGAGAAAUUGAGUAAAAGAGAUUAAAAUGAAAACAUGUAUA
Molecule: messenger RNA, 7658 nt
Organism: Mercenaria mercenaria
Lineage: Eukaryota; Metazoa; Mollusca; Bivalvia; Venerida; Veneridae
Product: small G protein signaling modulator 3-like
Exons: 20
Coding region: 90-2501 (803 amino acids)
Molecular function (GO): protein binding
Source: RefSeq, a predicted model, not a curated record